Molecule: messenger RNA, 1339 nt
Organism: Aptenodytes forsteri (emperor penguin)
Lineage: Eukaryota; Metazoa; Chordata; Aves; Sphenisciformes; Spheniscidae
Product: E1A-binding protein p400-like
Exons: 9
Coding region: 128-1339 (403 amino acids)
Cellular component (GO): Swr1 complex
Molecular function (GO): histone binding; ATP binding; ATP-dependent chromatin remodeler activity
Source: RefSeq, a predicted model, not a curated record
AGUCCGUGUGCCCAAAGUGCCUGUUGACCAUCCAGUGUCGUCUUCGAAUGUACCCGGUCAAGACUCAGCAUGUGCUGCAGGAAUCCUCUGUGUCUGACUCCUAGAAAUAGAUUUCUCUGCAGGUGGAAUGCCUCCUGUUCCUCAAGUGGCUCAACAGAUUAGCCAGGAGCAAAGCCAACAGCAAAAUGGACCAAACUUGUCAAGUUUGCAUAGUUCCUUACCUGCUCCACACAGCAGGAACACAGCUUUUCUUCAGCAAGUACAACCAGCAGGCUGUGUUAAGAAGCACGUGCUUUCGGUCCCAACUCCAGUUCCUGUACAGCAACAGGAAAAUGAGAUUCUGCAGCAAGUAACAGCACUGAGGAGGGAAGGUUUAUGGCCUCUGAAACGUCUGCCCAAACUCCAAGAGGCCCCACGGCACAGAUCACACCAUGACUAUCUUUUGGAAGAAACGCAGCGGAUGGCAACUGAUUUUGUUCAAGAAAGAAGGUGGAAGAUAACAACUGCCAAGAGACUGAUUUUAAGUGUGGCUCGUCAUCACGAGGAUAUGAUACUUCAUAAGGAAAAAUGCAAGAAAAGAGAAGAGAAGCAACUGAGGACUGUUGCUGCUUUUACUGCUAGAGAAAUUGAACAUUUCUGGUCCACCAUUAAACAGGUGGUAGAUUUAAAACUGCAAGUAGAGUUAGAAGAGAGGAGGAAGAAAGUAUUAAACUCACAGAACAUCUCAGAAAAAGAAAUAAGAGACUGCUUGAAUAAGAAAGAGAGCCUUCAGAAGGAAGUGGUGCUUCCAGAUCUUCUCACAUCUACUGUAAAGAAAUACAUGGGAGAUUUAGCAGACACCGCUGCUGUUGCGGAAGCGUUGUUACCCAAAGGCAGUGCUCAAAUCACAACAGUAGUAAAAAGUGAUGCUCCGUCUUUAUGGUGCGGCACUCUUGGAGAGUAUCAGAAGACUGGACUAGACUGGUUGGGAAAGCUGUAUAAGAUGAACCUCAGUGGCAUUCUGGCUGAUGAAGCUGGACUUGGAAAAACAGUGCAAGUUUUUUUUGCACACCUGGCAUGUAAUGAAGGUAACUGGGGUCCUAUUCUUGUUUCACGAAACUUUAAUGUGCUGAAGUGGGAGAUUGAACUGAAAUACUGGUGUCCUGCUUUGAAAAUUCUUCUGUAUCUUGGGAACCCAGGAGAACUUUUUAAAAAAAGGCAGAAAUGGACUGACCCCAACUUUAAUGUAUGUAUUGCCUCCUGCAAGCAAUUCUUUAAAGACUGUGAAGCAUUCAUGAAAGUACGAUGGACGUACCUAGUUUCAGAUGAGAGGCAGAACGUCAUCAUCAUUUACUCUUGA